Carassius gibelio (silver crucian carp) is the source of this 3190-nucleotide messenger RNA. RefSeq names its product neural cell adhesion molecule 1-like. The record is from RefSeq and is a predicted model, not a curated record. The transcript is spliced from 17 exons. Gene Ontology annotation, cellular component: neuron projection; membrane. Gene Ontology annotation, molecular function: protein binding. The coding region runs from base 100 to 2187 and encodes 695 amino acids. Lineage: Eukaryota; Metazoa; Chordata; Actinopteri; Cypriniformes; Cyprinidae. Gene Ontology annotation, biological process: cell adhesion.
UCCUGCAGAUAACCAGGUUCCUGUCUGUCUCUGUCAUAGCAUAUAAAAUCAUGGAGAACACGCUGCCUGUUAGACUGCAAGAGAGGUGCUCUGGAAGAGAUGACUGCAAGUAUGAUGAUGCUCAGGCUGUGUGGACUCCUUCUUAUAUGCUCUAGUCUAAUUGAUGCUAAAUUAGACAUAAUCAGUGGUGACCCAGAUAUUCAGGUGGGACAAGAGACUCUGCUUUUGUGCAAAGCUGAUUCAGAGGGAGAUUUUAGUUGGUUGAAAGAUGAUGAAGAAAUCGAUGAAGAUCGCCAUGUAGUCGAGAAAAUUGAUGAGUCCUCGAGUAAACUGAUCUUGAAGAAUGUUGAAUUGAAUGAUGCUGGAAACUAUACCUGCGUGUUUGAAAAUGAUCAAGGACAGAGAAAGAUUACCUACCAGAUCUACGUCUACCAAACACCGGACUUUGGCGACACAUCAGUGUACCAUGAAUUUCUGGUGAACCAGACAGUGGAGAUUCCCUGCGAGGUGUCUGGGCAGCCUGCGGUGGAGAUCCUCUGGUUUCGGAAUGAUAGCAUCAUUAAAGAUGACGGACGAGGUAAUCUCAGAAUCCUGUCAGAUAAGUCUCUGCAGAUUUCAGGAAUUCAGCAGGAAGACAGCGGAACCUACACGUGUGUGGGCAGGAUCAAGGGACGCCCCACAGAAAGGAGGCUCCAGAUCUCUGUUGAUGUUAAUGAGCCACCAACUGUCCUGAUUGACCAGGACACAAAAAGGGUUUUGGCCAGACCCGACACCACUGUGUCUAUAACCUGCCGGGUCAAAGGAGUACCCCGUCCAAAUAUUUCAUGGACACUCCCAUCCACCUCUGACGAGUCCCGUCACAAAUACAGCUCUGAUAAGAGUGAGCUCACCAUCUCUGCAGUGACCAGGAGGGAUUUUGGAAAGUAUGUCUGCAAGGCUACCAAUAAGAUUGGGGAAGACUCCGACACAUUUACUCUGGAUGUCUCAGAACGGCCAACUGUAGUUUUGGAUCAACCCAAGCUGGCGGUUAUUCCAGGAGAAACUGGAUCUGUGAUCUGCAAUGCCACAGGACAUCCAACACCAACCGUACAGUGGGUCAGGAAGUCUACCAAAGAAAAAAUGAUGAUUGUGGAGGAUUCUAAGCUUAUUCUUAAAAACGUAAUGCCCUCUGAUGGUGGCUUGUACUCCUGCAUAGCCAACAAUACGGCAGGAACAACCACUGAGGACUUCCAGCUGAUCACCUGGCCUGGGACACCCGCUAAGUUCAGUGUGGCUUCGGGGCCCUCCUCUUCUGUCCUCAUCCGGAGAGCCCCAGUGCAAGAUGGAGGGUCCUCCAUUACCCAGUUCAUCCUUCAGUGGAAGAAACCGUCUGAAGACACCUGGAGUCAAAGCGCUGUCAAGCCCUCAAAUCUCCUGGAGAUCACGGGCCUUGAGCCAUACACAGAGUACCUCAUUCGUUUUGCGGCCAAAAACUCUCAUUUCCAGGGGAACUUCUCCACAGAACACAAGAUCUUCACCAAGUCCCACCAUGGUGAACCCGACAGCCCCAUUAUGUCUCUGAGCGAGAAGAAGCUGGAAAAGAACUCAUUCUCCAUCCCCAUUAAACAACUGAAAAAUGAAGGCUCUCCCAUCCUACACUACAUUGUACGCUACAAAGGGAACAAGGAAAAUGAGGAAUGGAUUGAAAAAGAAAUUCCUGGAAACUCCAGCGAAAUCCAGCUGAAUAAUCUCCAGUAUGAUGCUGACUAUCAAAUGGAAGUUUAUGCAGUAAACCAGAAUGGCUCCUCCAGCACUGCCAAAAUGAACUUCACCGUCCCACAACCUGUCAGUCAGCCGGCGUUAGGGAAAGGAGGAGUGGUGGGAAUUGUAAUGUUCAUCUUCUUGGUGCUGAUGGUGUCAGUAGAUGCUUUCUGUUGUUACACCAAACACUGCGGCCUGCUUAAUUUCCUCGCUCACAAAAUAUUUGGAUACAAGAUUUCAGUGUCUAAAGGACUGGAUGAAGAGGCCAAUAAUUCCACUGGAGACGUGAAGCUGGGCGGGCUAACACUACCACGAGGCAGCAUCCCAAAGCUUCAGUCACCCAGUGGGGCAGUGAAUGGCGCUCAUUCAGAGGUCACGUGUGACAAAGCGCCUCUUACCAAAUUUGAGAAGAAACCAGAAUCUGGUGAUCCAGCAGCAGAGGCCUAGAGGAAGAUAUUAUACAGGACACAAUUUGAAUUCACUGAGUGAAGGAGCUUCACACAAUCUCGGGACAAAUGAUUAUGAGCUUGAGGGUGAAGUGUGUAAUUAUUUUUUUUAAAUACAAUAUGUAAGAUAUAUGUAAAACAAAAUGUUUAAAUUCUACAGCUCUGUGGCGUUAUGAAACAUGGCUCAACCAAUAGCAUGAGUUGUGGGGCGGGACCAUCUGUUUGUCUGACCAAUGACAUGAGGGAGUGUUUGAGAAACCUAUUUGUAAGAUAUAAAACUUCAUAAAUGACAUACUUUUUUUUAAGUGAUGCUAUGGGACAUCAACCCCUCAUUCAAUCAUUAUAAAGAACGACUGUUAUUUGCAGGAAAACGUUCAAGUCAUUUAGAUUAAACUUAUUCAAUUGUGAUUGUACUACAUGGAAAUGUAGGAGUAUUAUGAGUGUGAUCCAGCACUGUAAAUACUGUACAUCACAAAUGCUGCUUGAGCUGAAUGUAUGUUCAGUAGUGAGCAGAUAAAAGCAGGAUGCAGCUAAUAUUAGUAAUAUUACUGUCCUAAUGGGAGCAUAAUAUCAUAGAAUAAUAGCAUCACUAGUGUAUUGUUAAUUUAUUGUGUGUUUAACAUAUGCUUGUAGCUUGUAUAAUAUCUUGAAGGAACAGUUGAAAGAAAAUGUCCAAUGGAUUUGGAAAGUUUAAUGUGAACGAUAAUGCCUUUUGUAAAGAUAAAAAUAACUGUUUGAGUUAGAUAUAGAUAUUACUUUGCAUUUUAUUUGUUUCAACUUCAUAUAUUAAAUGUGGAUGUAAAUACAGAUGCCUGCAGAAAGAUGUACAUAUAGAUUUAUUAAUAGUUUUUGAUCUUUCCUGUACAUUAUGUAAAUAAUUUCUUUAAUGCUUCCAUACUCAUUAUAUAGAGUGUCUCUAUAGUCAUGUUGUACUCAGUUAUAAAUGCAUUCGCAACUAUAGACAUUUGAGAUUGUUUUCAAUAAAAAGAGAUGAAUACAUUCAA